Messenger RNA from Boleophthalmus pectinirostris (great blue-spotted mudskipper), 1694 nucleotides. Its product is annotated as potassium channel subfamily K member 2-like. NCBI's taxonomy places the organism in Eukaryota, Metazoa, Chordata, Actinopteri, Gobiiformes, Gobiidae. Gene Ontology annotation, biological process: stabilization of membrane potential; potassium ion transmembrane transport. The transcript has 8 exons. Gene Ontology annotation, molecular function: potassium ion leak channel activity; outward rectifier potassium channel activity. Bases 71 to 1225 code for a protein of 384 amino acids. Gene Ontology annotation, cellular component: membrane. The record is from RefSeq and is a predicted model, not a curated record.
CAACAGCAAACCACGGCUCUCCUUCUCCACACUGACAGCGCGGGAGGAGAGUGAGGUGGUUGCCACGGUGAUGAAGUGGAAAACGGUGACUGCCAUUUUUGUCCUGGUGGUCUUGUAUCUGGUGAUGGGUGCAGCGGUGUUCAAAGCAUUGGAGCAGCCCCAUGAGAGUGCCCAGCGCGUGGCUAUCUUGACCCAGAAGCUGGAGUUCCUGUCAAAACACCAGUGUGUGAACCACAGCGAGCUGGAGGAGCUGGUGAAGCAAAUAGUGUUGGCCAUGCGCUCAGGGGUGAACCCAACAGGAACCCUCAGUAAUCACAGCAGCCUGUGGGACCUGAGCUCGGCCUUCUUCUUUGCUGGGACAGUCAUCACAACUAUUGGCUUUGGAAACACCUCUCCACACACUCAUGGAGGGAGGAUCUUCUGCAUUGUUUAUGCCUUACUGGGAAUUCCUUUGUUUGGAUUUCUCCUGGCUGGUGUUGGUGAUCAGCUUGGUACAAUAUUUGGCAAAGGAAUUGCCCGAGUGGAGAAAAUGUUUGUUCAUGGUGAUAUCAGUCAGACUAAGAUCCGGGUCAUAUCCACCAUCCUCUUUGUCCUGUUCGGCUGCCUGCUGUUUGUGGCUCUCCCUGCGGUCAUAUUUAAACACAUUGAGGGGUGGUCCGCUCUGGAGGCUCUUUACUUUGUGGUCAUUACUCUCACAACCAUAGGAUUUGGAGACUUUGUGGCAGGUACAGUGACAGCCUCUUGUGUGCACACAGGUGGCUCUGAUAUUGCAUAUUUGGACUAUUAUAAACCAGUGGUGUGGUUUUGGAUUCUGGUGGGACUGGCUUACUUUGCUGCCAUUCUCAGCAUGAUCGGUGACUGGCUCAGAGUCAUCUCAAAGAGGACCAAAGAAGAGGUUGGUGAGAUCCGGGCCCAAGCAGCCGAGUGGACAGCAUCGGUCUCUGCAGAGUUUAAAGAGACGCGCAGAAGAGUGAGUGUGGAGCUUUAUGACAAGUUCCAAAGAGCCGCCUCCAUCAAGCGCAAACUGUCCACAGACUUGGCCUUCAGCACGGCCUCGGAGCUCUCUCUGCCCAAAAGGACUGUGUCAGUCAACUUUAAUGAUGAGCUGGAAAGGAGGGAGGCUGCACUACACGGGCUAACCACUCCACUAAUGAAAAAACACCUGUUCAUGAACGGAAUGGACCCAGAAAGAGGAGACAUUUCAAACUUAGACAACAUCAAGUGAAAGACAAACUUUAUACAUCAAGUAUGAAACACUAUUGUGGCACACAUUUACUAUAUGAAAGACUUUUUUAAUUUUUUUGUGAAGUCCCCGGUUAUCAAAUCAAACCACCUUCUGAACAUUGUAUGUUAACAGUGUCUCCUCUGCUCAGAUCAGAGUAUUCCUCUUUACUCAUGGAUGUUUAGAGAUAAAUUAGUGUGCCUUUAACCUGUGUAUUUUCUUAACCACACUGAAGCUGUGCCAAAGCGCUAUAUGAAAGCAGUGAAACAAAAGCAUUUUUUUUAAAAGGACAAAUUAAAGACACCAUACCUAUUCUGGCCUUAACAGAUCCAUAAGGAUCUUCACUUUGUUGCACUUUCUGUUCAUGGUUUAAAUCAGCUGCUUACUCUGUUCACCAAUACCUGUUCUGCCCCGUGCUCAGUUUGGAGAGGUGUAGUGAGAGAAACAUUAUCACUUUAUCUGCAUUUUUGCU